Messenger RNA from Lethenteron reissneri (Far Eastern brook lamprey), 2887 nucleotides. Its product is annotated as E3 ubiquitin/ISG15 ligase TRIM25-like. The record is from RefSeq and is a predicted model, not a curated record. Gene Ontology annotation, molecular function: protein binding; zinc ion binding. Lineage: Eukaryota; Metazoa; Chordata; Hyperoartia; Petromyzontiformes; Petromyzontidae.
CUCCAGUCACCCUAUAUAUGUUUAUUGUGUUUGUAGUUUAGUUGUUUUGUUUGUGCUGUGAUCAAUCUGGGGAAAUUGAAAUUUAGCUUUUAUGCGACAUUGAUACAUCUUUGUGCAGUUUUUUAAAAAUCCCUACGUUGUGCAGUUGUCAUUUAGUUCCAAUUGCUUCGCUUCAUUGUUGUGCUUUUCCCUUGUUUUUGCUUUUGUCUUUUUGGUGACCCAUGUCACUCCUGCAAAUUUGACUCCUCUCUCCUGGUCUCUUGAGUUCUUGACUCGUUAAAAAAAAGACAAUCAACAACUGUGCAAGUGGAUUCAAUUGGUGACGCUGCUCUUCCUGGAAUGGGCCCGUCACCCUCUUCUCCUUAGUAACUGCGCUGUUAGGUUACACUUUCCUCUUCCUGCUUCAAUCGUACAGCAUUCUGUGAUCUCCACACACUCGCUGAGACGCACGCUGAGAGCCUCGCUGAAACACUCGCUGAGACACUCCCUGGGACACUCAUCGAGACACUUGCUGAGACACUCACUGAGAUACUCACUGAGACAUUCUCUUAAACCCUCACUUAGACACUCUCUGAGACGCUCACUAAGGCACUUACUGAGACACCCGCUAAGAUACUCACUGAGACACCCACUUAAACCCUCACUUAGACACUCUCUGAGACGCUCACUGAGACACUCACUUAAACCCUCACUUAGACACUCUCUGAGACGCUCACUGAGACACCCACUUAAACCCUCACUUAGACACUCUCUGAAACGCUCACUGAGACACUCACUUAAACCCUCACUUAGACACUCUCUGAGACGCUCACUGAGACACUCACUUAAACCCUCACUUAUACAUUCUCUGAGACGCUCACUGAGACACUCACUGAGACACUCGCUGAGAUACUGAGAGAGGAGCAGAGUCAUGACCACCCCAGCUGCUGCUGCAUCUGAGGUGCUCAGCUGCUCCAUCUGCCUGGGUGCGUUCCACUGCCCAUCUACGCUGAGCUGCGGCCACUCGUUCUGCCUGCAGUGCCUGGAGGACGCGUGGCAGGUGGCCGGGCGCUGCUUCUGUCCCCAGUGCCGAGCCGAGUUCGAGCAGAAGCCGCAGCUGACCAGGAACGUGGCGCUCGCCAACCUUGUAGAGGAGCUCACUGUGAUAAAUAAAAGAUCACUGCAAGUUUCCUGUGACAGCUGUCUGGAUGGUGAAGCCCCUGCUGUGAGAAAUUGCCUGACGUGCGAGAUGUCUUUUUGUGAGUCCCAUUGUAAGCGUCACCUGCAGAAUCCAAAAUUCAAAGACCAUGAGCUGGUCGAGCUGGGUGCCAACAUGGAAGCUCGCAAGUGCAAGAGGCACAAGAAGCGUCUCGAGUUCUACUGCACGCAGGACGAGAGCCUGGUCUGCACGAGGUGCGCCAUCGUGGGGGAGCACGCGGGACACAAGUUCAGCAGCGUGGAGGAAGAGCACGAGGCACGGAAGGAGGAACUCAGACUCGAGAAGACGAGGAGAGAGGAGAACAAGAAGAUAGGAGCGUCACAUACUCAGUCGCUGAAGGACGACUACCGGCGCAUGCAGGAAUCUCUGCAUGGGGUCAAGGAGCGGAUCACCCGAGAGUUUGAGCGCAGGAGGGAACAGCUGAGGGAGGAGGAGAGGGAGGCGCUGGAGCGCGUGGACGAGGAGGGCCACUCCGUGCUGUCCCGCAUCCAGGCGGACAUCGAUCACUACGAGAGCAGAGCACGCGGCCUGGAGCAGGAGAUCAACAAGCUGCUCGCUGUCUUCAACGUGCAGGACCCACUCGCCUUCCUGCAGGAUCCUGUGCAUGAGAAUCUCAGGAGCAGCUCGGUCUCUCAGGGGACUCAGGAUAACCCUGCCCCCGUGUCCAUCCGCCUGAACCUUGCAAAGGCCAUUUCAGUGGGAGGCAUCCCAACGAAUCUUCUGGCUGUUGUGUAUGGACGGUCACCGACUCUGGACACAAACUCAGCCCACAACAAACUCCAGAUUUCCUCAGAUCUUAGGACGGUGACACUGAGUGGUUUCUCGCAGGGUCGCGCCGAUCACCCACACCGGUUUGAUAGGAAGUUACAAGCCCUGUGCUAUGAGAGCUUCUCGUCGGGUCAGCACUACUGGGAGGUGAACGUGGAGAAUGUGCAGCGGUGUCGGAUUGGAAUCGCAUAUGGGACGAUCCCACGGAGCGGGAGUGGUAUUGAGUGCCUCUUGGGAGGGAGUGACAUCUCCUGGAGUCUACGGAAAUAUAACAGCAGCUUUUCAGUGUGGCAUGGCGGGGUAGAGACCUCACUGAUGGUGCCGGAGCCUCCACGGAGAGUCGGGGUUCAUCUGGACUGGGAAGCGGGGCUCCUGUCGUUUUACAGCGCCGACUCCAUGGCACUGUUAUACUCUGUUCACCAAACUUUCACUCAGCCCCUACAUCUUGGGCUGUACAUCGGGUUUGGUGAAGUUGGUCACUCUGUGACGAUUUUGGAUCUGAGCCAUGCGUCCUGAGAGAGGUGAACAUAAACACCAUAAAGAGCAGACACCACGACACAUGACACUCGCGCCAUCGUCACCGUUAUGUGUAGUGCCGGGUCUGUGAUUGGUUGGUGGGUGCAGUGGUUAUGAGUGUGUGGCUCUCGAUUAGAAUGUGGGUUGAGCAUAAUUGAUCAAAACCUUUCUAGUGGUUGACAAUGAAGUACCACUCGGUGUGUAGAAUCAACAUGGAUGUAUUCACGCUGCCAGAGGAGUGUGAUUAUAGUAUAGGGGUGCAAUUAUAAUUAUCUUUGGUGAAAUGGGAUGUCUUUAUACACUUGUGGUGUAAUGAAUUGUUGGAGAAAUACAAUACUAAGGUACAAACGUAGAAAUGUACACGUACGGAAAUGGCAUUAUAACGCUUCUAUCAUUGAUUCUACU